This is a messenger RNA of Aaosphaeria arxii CBS 175.79, 1139 nucleotides long. RefSeq lists its product as uncharacterized. The coding region runs from base 237 to 1139 and encodes 300 amino acids. Lineage: Eukaryota; Fungi; Ascomycota; Dothideomycetes; Pleosporales. The transcript is spliced from 2 exons. The record is from RefSeq and is a predicted model, not a curated record.
AGUUCACCCACAGCCCAAUGUGCAGCAUAACCCCCCAUUUUUUGCCGUACGUCAGAAUGCCACAGCGCAUAGUUGACCGCUAGGUCAGGGCGAAUCUUCUCUACCCUAAAGUGUUUGCACCUCAGGCUCUGCUAGGCAUCUAUGUCAUCGUUGACCGCCUAGCACCAUCUCCACCGCGCACAGCUCCCAAGGAGUACAAUAUCUACGUAGAUUCCAGCCCGACCCAUACGUCCGAAAUGCCACCAGAUGUCUCUGCUCUCCCGCCAGAGCUCUGGAUCCGAAUCCUCUCGCAUCACCCUGACCCCGUCCAUCUAUGGUCCACAUGUCGCAUUCUCUCGCGGACAUGGCAGUCCUACGUCGAGACAGUUGUCAGCACCGUAUACCUGCGCUAUUUCGCCUCCAUAUGCUUCUCGCUAGAAAAAUACAAUCUGGGAGGAAAGACAGCCAGGCCUGAAAUCUCCUGUACAUUCGACAGGUUCGAGGACGAAAGCGCGGACAAAGAUGGGACGGGUAGCGACAAGGACCAGAGCAAUGGGAGGGAGAAAUUCGCCAAGGUCAUGGACAGAUGGGAAGAGCGCGUGGCGACAUCCAAACCAGAGACUCCGCAUUACACCAUUCGCAUUGGGAGAUUAAUCAACGAUACGGCGUUGCCUGGUCUUGUGUUCAGCAAGGAGAGGCGAGAGAUCGGAUUUUCCUGGCUCCCGAUGAUACGACUCUUCUUCAGAGAGCAGGAGCGACUAAGGACUCUAAAAUCGAAAUACCACCUCGACGUCCGAAGAACCCUCGAAAGCAACCGCAAGAAACUGGCGAAAGGCGAGGCGCUAUCGCCAGAGGAACUCCCCAAAUCUUGGGCCUCGCUAGAACCAGACGUUCGGAAGAGCAUCAGACGCGUAAGGCUCAAGGAAGCAUACAGUGACAACGAAGAGAUGCAAUGGGCGAUAGGAAGCCUGAAAGUGUAUGAGAGCAGCAAGGGUUCGGACGGCAAGGUUGUCAAAGCCUUAUCCGAGAUCCCCGGGGCCGGAAUGGGCGAGAGAUGGUUCGGCAGCACAUAUUUAAUCCAGGCACUGUACCUAGACGAGUGGUCCUGCCUGCAUGGCAUCGAUACGAAAUCGGAACAUCUGGCCCAUGAGGCUGGAUGA